Molecule: messenger RNA, 1794 nt
Organism: Bipolaris oryzae ATCC 44560
Lineage: Eukaryota; Fungi; Ascomycota; Dothideomycetes; Pleosporales; Pleosporaceae
Exons: 3
Coding region: 1-1794 (597 amino acids)
Biological process (GO): carbohydrate transport; transmembrane transport
Cellular component (GO): membrane
Molecular function (GO): carbohydrate:proton symporter activity
Source: RefSeq, a predicted model, not a curated record
AUGUCAUCUCUUGAUACAAAAUCAGCACAUGAAGCCGCGUACUCUGACCAGCAGCCCGUGGAUCUACACAUCAGGAACUCAUCAAGUUCGGCCAGUACCGCAAACACUUCAUCUUCUCAACCGACAAUUUCGAUAUCAGAGUCAUUACAUCCCAUUACUGGCCACUCCAACCGUACAAUAGAUGCGGUCAAUGAUGCUGAAUGCUCAAUGACACUCAUACAGGGUGUAAAGCUUUACCCAAAAGCCAUCCUAUGGUCAGUGUUAUUGUCAAUGACCCUCAUCAUGGAAGGCUACUCCACAAUUCUAGUACCCAACUUGUUCGCCAUGGGCCCUUUCAAAAAGAAAUUUGGCAGCUUGCAACCAAAUGGGGACUAUGAGAUCCACCCUGAUUGGCAAAGCGGAUUCGUCAAUGGGGGUCUCGUAGGUCAGAUUAUAGGGCUCUUCGCUACAGGCAUUAUAGCCGAGUGGAUUGGAUACCGGCGCGCUCUCAUGGUUGGACUGACCGCGAUGGCUCUCUUCAUAUUCAUACCGUUCUUCGCAACAACCAAGGUGGUGCUGCUGGUUGGCCAAUUAAUGUUGGGGAUGCCUUGGGGAAUGUUCCAAUGCAUCUCUACUGUCUACGCAGCCGAUGUUUGUCCCGUAGCUCUCAGGGCUUACUUAACAACAUAUGUCAAUGCAUGCUGGGUACUCGGACAACUUAUCGCUUCCAUUGUGUUGCGCUGCAUGAUCACUAAUACUUCAUCAUGGUCAUACCGCACACCAUUUGCACUCCAAUGGAUUUUCCCCGUACCUAUACUCGGCUUCGUAUACUUUGCACCAGAGUCUCCAUGGUGGCUCAUCAGGAAAAGCAAUUUCGCUGAUGCAAAGGAAUCCCUUCGCCGCUUACGCUCCAAACCCAAGCACGUCUCGGAUGACGAAUUCGAUGCUGGCCUAGACGCUACAAUGUAUGCAAUGGUACAGACGAACCAAAAGGAACUGCUGAUGCAGAGCGGGACGAACUACAAAGACUGCUUCAAAGGGGUUGACAGACGACGAACAGAAAUUACGUGUAUGGUUUGGAUGGUUCAAACACUAUGCGGUGGUUCGUUCAUGGGAUUCUCAACAUAUUUUUAUGAACAAGCCGGUCUCGCCUCUUCGCAUGCUUUCAGCCUAUCCCUGGGCCAAUUUGCGCUUGGCCUUCUCGGUGUUGUCGUAUCCUGGGUUCUGAUGGUCCUCUAUGGGCGUCGUAGCCUCUACCUUUUCGGCCAGGUAUUGACAUUUGCCUUUGUCUUGUUCAUCGGCAUCUUGGCCUGUAUACCUGGGCGCCGCACCGUCACUAUUGCUAGUCCCACUACCACCAUCAGCUCAUCUCAGGUCGCGCCUAACGCACUCAAUUGGGCCAUCGCUACGCUAUUGCUAGCCUUCACUCUCAUAUACGAUGCAACAAUCGGGCCUAUAUGCUACGCUCUUGUAUCGGAGAUUCCCUCUACACGAUUACGCAGCAAGACUAUCGUGCUUGCACGCAACUGCUACAACAUCUCCGGCAUCGUUGCCAACAUCAUCACACCGCACAUGCUCAAUCCCACAUCGUGGGGUUGGGGUGCACUAACCGGCUUCUUCUGGGCUGGCACAAGCAUCAUCGGCAUCGCAUGGAGCUGGUUCCGGCUCCCAGAACCGAAAAAUAGGACAUUUGGGGAACUAGAUGAACUCUUCGAACGGAAAUUGCCCGCAAGAAAGUUCAAGAACACAAAUCUGAGACCUCCUGAACGUGCGGUGGACGGUGUCACGGUGACACCUGGGAAGCGUACAGGAUAG